Messenger RNA from Fraxinus pennsylvanica, 1473 nucleotides. The record is from the annotation of a GenBank genome assembly. Lineage: Eukaryota; Viridiplantae; Streptophyta; Magnoliopsida; Lamiales; Oleaceae.
AUGAUAAGAUCAGAUUUUGGCCAAGUGGGAUCUAAAGGCAUGAAUGCCUCCCCACAUCUUAGAACAGAGAGGACAGCCACAAUGUAUUCAAUAGAAAGUUCCAUGAAUAUUCCUAUUAUAUUUUUGGAGAGUGCUGCCCACUCAGACUGGAAGAUUUCGAAGACACAGAAACCUGGACAACGCCGCUUGAGUCAUGGAAGACCACGGUGGAGCUCGUCGUUGUGCAGCGAGCGCCGCUUUAUCUUUGAGCUUUGCUGUGCAGCGAGUGCCGCUUUAUCUUUGAGCUUCGCUGUGCAGCGGGUGGAAGGGAAGCUUGUAAGAGUGCGUGUGAAGCUUUCGGGAGUCGAGAGUAUUGCUGUAGCGGCGCGUUUAACUUACCUGCCACCUGCAAGCCGUCCGUUUAUGCUCAGAUGUUCAAAUCUGCUUGUCCCAGAUCCUAUAGCUACACUUAUGAUGAUCCUACCAGCACUUUCACUUGCUCUGGUGCAGAUUAUACUCAAAUCCUGCUAUUCUUCAGCUUCCUCCAGCUCAAGUAUUCCUUUCUAUAGUGGAGAUGGACAGCCUAAUGCUAAUGCUAAGCCCAUUCGGUUCAAAGAAUUAAAGAAAGCGACCAGAAACUUUCGACCUGACCGCAUUUUAGGGAAAGGAGGAGUUGGUCUUGUUUUUAAAGGAUGGAUCAACGAGCACACUCUUACCGCUGCAAAUCCGGGAUCUGGAAUGACAGUUGCUAUCAAGAAACAGUUCGAGGAAGAAUGGUUGAGAGAAGUUAAAUAUCUGGAGUAUUUUCGUCAUCCGAACCUGAUUAAACUUAUAGCUUACUGCGCCGAGGGUGACAAACUUCUUUUGGUAUAUGAGUUCAUGCCAAAAGGAAGCCUGGACAAUCACUUGUUCGGAAGCCAUCAGUGUCUUUCUUGGUCUACUAGAAUCAAGGUAGCUGUUGAUACUGCUAGAGGCCUUUCUUUCUUGCACGAUGCUAAAAACAAUGUGAUACAUCGAAAUUUGAAGUCUGCUCACAUUCUUUUGGAUGAGCAUUUUAAUGCCAUGUUAUCCGGCUUCGAUCUCGCUACAGAUGGGCCACCUGAUCAUAAGACUCAUGUGUCCACUCGAGUUAUUGGUACACAUGGCUAUGUUGCACCGGAAUACUUAGCUACAGGUCAUUUGGCGGAAAACUGUGAUGUAUACGGCUUUGGAGUUGUUUUGCUAGAAUUACUAUCUGGCCGUAGGGCUUCUGCAAUAACUACUGCUAAAGAUUAUCUCCUUCCGGAUAGGAUAAAAUUAUAUUUUUCUAAGAAGGAAGAAGUGAAUCGAGUGGUAGACCCCAAAUUGAAAGGCCAGUACCCUCUGGAAGAACCAGUUAUUGUUUCAAAUCUUGCUUUGCAGUGCUGUCAUCACUACAGUAAUGGUAACACUGCUGCACCGGAGAUUCGUUCUAGUGGCGGCGCUGCUUCUGUUGAGAUAGAAGAGAGACGGUGA